Molecule: messenger RNA, 736 nt
Organism: Cantharellus anzutake
Lineage: Eukaryota; Fungi; Basidiomycota; Agaricomycetes; Cantharellales; Hydnaceae
Product: type IIB DNA topoisomerase-domain-containing protein
Exons: 6
Coding region: 168-683 (171 amino acids)
Biological process (GO): meiotic DNA double-strand break formation; reciprocal meiotic recombination; meiotic DNA double-strand break processing
Cellular component (GO): nuclear chromosome
Molecular function (GO): ATP binding; DNA binding; DNA topoisomerase type II (double strand cut, ATP-hydrolyzing) activity
Source: RefSeq, a predicted model, not a curated record
GUGAGACUGGCGAAUUGAAAAAGCCGCAAUGGGGGCAUGGGGGAUUAUUGUGUACAUCGAGGACGUGACGCGUCACGUAAACAGUGCCUCAUGGACACCGACAUUAUUGAGGCAGGGGAAAGUGGGAGAGCAGCCAGCUUUGUAAUAAAUGACUCAGCUACCCAGAAAUGGAUAAUGGCGAUGUCGCUGCUGCUGAAGAUGUGGAUCUGAGGGCUUUUGUAAUUAGGGCGCUGGAAGAUAUUUCGUUGAGCCUGCUAAGACAGCUCGUCGACAUUAUUCGAAACUGCCAUCCUGAUCACCACCAAUCGUCUGACGUUCCUACUGGCAAGAUGCGGUUGCGCGUUCAAAUGGCAUCAAGAAAUGGGAAAAGUCACACGAAGGAAAUGUGGUGGCCAAAACGAAACCCCUGUGCGCGACAAUUAGGAGCCCUUCUCCGCGUGGUGGAUCUAUGUCAUACGGCUCUCCACGAUAACACAUUGCUCACGAAACGCGAAAUUUUCUACCAAGAUGUUGCCUUAUUUGGGAAGCAAUCUAGGGUCGACGAAAUUGUCGAUGACCUUGCGGCUACUCUUGGUGUAAACCGAUUCAAUUUGAACGUGGUUUGUUGGGCCCCAGUGGCAUCUCAUUUUAAGGCGAUACUGACCGCCUCCUUAAAUAACAGAUCGCAUCUCCCAAAGGCAUAGUUUGCAGUUCCAUCCUCAUGAUCAAAUUGUCGUCUGGAACAGAGCUAAAUCUC